GCGCCCGGACUGAGCGGGCUUCGGCAGCAGCCCGACUGGAGGGCUCGGCGGCGACAGGCAAAUUAGCCGACGGUCCCCCGUCCCCAGAGUAGCCUCGGCCCCAGGUGCUGGCGUCCACGGCCACUCGACUCAGAACCGCGACAGGUGCCGCGCGCUGGGCUCGCUGGGGACGGCGCUGAGGCCGCGGGCGACUCCCGCUCCGUCCCGCCCGCCCCAAGCCCGGCCCGCCGCUCGCCGUCGGGGGUGCCCCGGCCCCGGGCCGGCGGCGAAGCGGAUGCGCGUCGGGUGAGCGCCGGCCCGGUCCAGCCCGCCAUGGCCGCGCGCCCCGGGCCGCUGUGGCUCCUGGGCCUGGCGCUGUGCGCGCUGAGCGGCGGCGGCCCCGGCCCGCGCCCCCCGCCCGGCUGCCCGCAGCGCCGCCUGGGCCCGCGCGAGCGCCGCGACCUGCAGCGCGAGAUCCUGGCGGUGCUGGGGCUGCCCGGGCGACCCCGGCCCCGCGCGCCUCCCGCCGCCGCCCGGCUGCCCGCGUCCGCGCCGCUCUUCAUGCUGGACCUCUACCACGCCAUGGCCGGCGACGACGACGAGGACGGUGGCCCCCGCGAGCGGCGCUUGGGUCGUGCCGACCUGGUCAUGAGCUUCGUCAACAUGGUGGAGCUCGACCCCGCCCUGGGCCACCAGGAGCCCCACUGGAAGGAAUUCCGCUUUGACCUGACCCAGAUCCCAGCGGGGGAGGCGGUCACAGCUGCUGAGUUCCGGAUUUACAAGCUGCCCAGCACCCACCUGCCCAACAGGACCCUCCAUGUCAGCAUGUUCGAGGUGGUCAGAGAGCAGGCCAACAGGGAGUCUGACUUGUUCUUUUUGGAUCUUCAGACGCUCCGAGCUGAGGACGAGGGCUGGCUCGUGUUGGACGUGACAGCAGCCAGUGACCGCUGGUUGUUGAACCACAACAAGGACCUGGGACUCCGCCUCCACGUGGAAACAGAGGACGGGCCCAGCGUGGAUCCUGGCCUGGCCGGGCUGCUGGGGCGACGGGCACCGCGCUCCAAACAGCCUUUCAUGGUCACCUUCUUCAGGGCGGGCCCCGGCCCCAUCCGGGCCCCUCGGGCAGCGAGGCCCCUGAGGAGGAGGCUGCCGAAAAAAACCAACGAGCUGCCGCAUCCCAACAAGCUCCCGGGGAUCUUCGAUGACGUCCACGGCUCCCACGGUCGGCAGGUUUGCCGUCGGCACGAGCUCUAUGUCAGCUUCCAGGACCUCGGCUGGCUGGAUUGGGUCAUCGCCCCCCAAGGCUACUCAGCCUAUUACUGUGAGGGGGAGUGCUCCUUCCCGCUGGACUCCUGCAUGAACGCCACCAACCAUGCCAUCGUGCAGUCCCUGGUGCACCUGAUGAAGCCGGACGCAGUCCCCAAGGCGUGCUGCGCACCCACCAAGCUGAGCGCCACCUCCGUGCUCUACUAUGACAGCAGCAACAACGUCAUCCUGCGCAAGCACCGCAACAUGGUGGUCAAGGCCUGCGGCUGCCACUGACCCCCCUCUCCCCCAACUGCAGCAUUUCCCCUGAUGCAUCAGACCCUCUCCAGAGGCUGA
Molossus molossus (Pallas's mastiff bat) is the source of this 1581-nucleotide messenger RNA. RefSeq names its product bone morphogenetic protein 8B. NCBI's taxonomy places the organism in Eukaryota, Metazoa, Chordata, Mammalia, Chiroptera, Molossidae. Gene Ontology annotation, cellular component: extracellular region. The coding region runs from base 313 to 1521 and encodes 402 amino acids. Gene Ontology annotation, biological process: SMAD protein signal transduction. Gene Ontology annotation, molecular function: cytokine activity; growth factor activity. The record is from RefSeq and is a predicted model, not a curated record. The transcript has 7 exons.